Tachyglossus aculeatus (Australian echidna) is the source of this 969-nucleotide messenger RNA. RefSeq names its product malectin (gene MLEC). NCBI's taxonomy places the organism in Eukaryota, Metazoa, Chordata, Mammalia, Monotremata, Tachyglossidae. The record is from RefSeq and is a predicted model, not a curated record. Gene Ontology annotation, cellular component: membrane. Gene Ontology annotation, molecular function: carbohydrate binding. The transcript has 5 exons. The coding region runs from base 169 to 798 and encodes 209 amino acids.
UCCGUGGUGUCCGUGGUGUCCGUGUCGGUGUCCGUCCCGUCGGGCGUCCCGUCGGACAGCGUGGUGUGGGCCGUCAACGCGGGCGGCGAGGCGCAUGUGGACGUGCACGGCAUACACUUCCGCAAGGACCCGCUCGAGGGGCGCGUCGGACGAGCCUCGGACUACGGUAUGAAGCUGCCCAUCCUGCGCUCCAACCCCGAGGACCAAAUCCUCUACCAGACGGAGCGCUACAACGAGGAGACCUUCGGCUACGAGGUUCCCAUCAAGGAGGAGGGCGACUACGUGCUGGUGUUGAAGUUCGCCGAGGUGUAUUUUGCCCAGUCGCAGCAGAAGGUGUUUGACGUGCGCUUGAACGGCCACGUGGUGGUGAAGGACUUGGACAUCUUUGACAGAGUCGGGCACAGCACGGCUCAUGACGAGAUCAUCCCCAUCAGCAUCAAGAAGGGGAAGCUGAGCGUCCAGGGAGAGGUGUCCACCUUCACUGGGAAACUCUACAUCGAGUUCGUCAAGGGGUACUAUGACAAUCCCAAAGUGUGUGCUUUAUACAUCAUGGCGGGGACAGUGGAUGAGGUGCCCAAGCUGCAGCCUCACCCUGGCCUGGAGAAGAAGGAAGAGGAGGAGGACGAAGAGGAAUACGAAGAGGGCUCCAGCGUCAAAAAGCAGGCCAAUAAGAACCGAGUCCAGUCGGGCCCCCGCACCCCGAACCCGUACGCCUCUGACAACAGCAGCCUCAUGUUCCCCAUUCUCGUGGCCUUUGGUGUCUUCAUUCCGACCCUCUUCUGCCUGUGCCGGUUGUGAGAGCGAGCACCAUCUCGGGGGGCGGGAGGGAAGGGCAUAGGAAGGAGUUAGACCAAACGUGGUUGGUUUGGGUCUCUCCAUAUUUUUCAUAAUUAUGAACAAAAAAAGUUUAAAAAAAAAAAAGCAGCAGCAGCAGCAGCAGGGCAGGGGGCACAGUGAGUAGUGGGCACU